AAGCAAUUAUUGAACAGUUAUGUUAUCUUCUGUCCAAUAACUGACGAGUAAAAUUGUUGGGAUCUCGAUCAAGAUGUAACGCUUUUCCUGCAGUUACUGGGCACAAAAGCUGCACAAAAUCUAAACUCAUUUACUGAACAAAAACUGAACAAUAAGUGGAUAAAGAAACUAUUCAACCGAUUAAUACAAGUUUGUUGCUCAUAAAAUGGGCAGUUUUGGCCUAGUAAAAUUCAUAUUUUGUGCAUAUUUACUUAUUUGUACAAUUUUAAGAUUAAUAAAAAUUACAGUACAGGAAAUCUUUGAAGCGCAAUAUAUAUUGCGCUGAAAUUAGCACAUAUAAUAUUAGCAUAUAUCAAAGAUACAACACAAUUCUAUUAUUAAUAUACAGUUUAUUAUUUGUAGUUUGUUUACUUUUUUACUCUAACCUUAGUUGUCAGUUCUGUCAUAAUAUGGGCAGUUGCCUAGGCAAACUGUACAUAUUUUUACCAGGAACACUACUUCAGCUACUGAACAAAACUCAAUCAAGUUCUUGUCUAUUUCCUACACAGUAUUGAUACAACUAAUGAGAAUGCAGUAAUACUACACAGUAACUGAUUGGGUGUCUAGAAAAACUGCACAGUCUAAAACGGACAAUAGAUUUGUCUAUGUCAAAAAUAUAUAGGAAUUAAUAGGGAAUAUUUUUUUAUAAUUACGGUAAUUAUUUAGGGAAUUUACUUUAUUUAGCGAAAAUACUUUAGGGAAUAUCUCGCUGAUGACCUUAACGUUGACGUAUAUUAAAAAAGUCAUCCUCUUGAGUGACUUCCAGAAGGUUUUAGCCGGCGAUCAUUGUUUAUUAAAAAGUUAUUAACAAAAGAAGUUAUAUGAAUAAGUAAAUUGAUACUAAGUGUAAUAAGUGAUUAAAAGUUGGGUUGGGUUAGGAUUUCUUGGGAAAAGGAUGCGGGGAAGAGGCUUUGUCCCUCCCAUCUAUUUACAUUAAAAUUUUUUUAAUUGUCUAUAUUAAAGUCACAGUUCUCAGUAAAAUUUUCACGUCCCAGACAAAAAAUUUACUUUAUUUAUAUGUAUUUUUAUUUACCGAACGAUGUUCAAUACAAUUCAGCCGUAAUGGAAAAGAAAGCUUGGAUAACAAAAUAUUAGAAAUAUUAGACUGGAUGUUUUAAAGUUUAAAAAAAAACUCAAUGAAAUAACUUAUACGUAGUGAUACUGUGUUUUUCGACUAUGUCGUGGAAUAUUAUCGCAUACGAUAUGCGCUCAAUAUGUUGAGUAUAGAUACCUGUGUCUGGAUCUACAAAAUUAUAUCUAUGAUUUACUUGUUUAUACUGAGCUACUAUGAUGAAAUGUGGAUAACCAUUUUGCCAUUCCAUUUGCAAGCCAUUCUAUGCUUUCCAACAAUCUGACAUUAUAGUUGAACCAGGUUUUAUUCAUUGCUUUAUAAUAUCAAGUAGCGUACAUGCUGACGGAUCUUGGACAGGUACGUUAAAUAUACGACCUGAAUGUCUGUCAUACAGGUCAACCGCCAAAACUCCACUGACCGAUAAUUUAGACGUUCUUUAUUAUAUUUGCGUUUUCCAAUUUUAUAUUUUUAAUCUUGACAAUAAUACCUUCUCCACUAAUUAGUUCACUUACAUGUCAAUCUAUAAUGUAUAUAACUAAAAGAUUAAUUCAUUAAAGCAGCAGCACUUUACAUAUAUUACUAAUAAAGUAAUUAUGAUGUAAAUAGCAUAUAGCUCGCGACAGAAAUAAAACCAAUCUAUAACCGUAUACGUGAGCUGACCUAUGCUCGAGAAAAUGCUGUCGAGGUGGACGGAUCAUAAGAAAAUAAGCAAUCAAACGGCAAGCAGUGGCUAUUGAUUGAUAGUCGGUUAUGUGCACACCAUGUCCCAGUCAAACCAUUUACUUUAAAAUUACAUUACUGCUUGCGCCUCUUCUUAUUAUGAAUUAUCUUAUACAUCAUGUCAGUGAUAUUUCAAUUUAGUUAAAUCUCGCAUAAGUUUUACUAUCGAUUCACAUUUUGGACUUAUUUUAGUGUGCAAAGACACCUUUCGCAAUCAAAAAUUCCACAAGAGCAUUUUCAUUAUCAUUGUAAAUAGCUAAGGACUCGUACAGGUGCAUGAUCUAUCACUGAAGGAAAUUACAUUACUAUUGAACAGAAUGGCGAAUAUUUAGAUUGUUAAUCUAAACAAAUUUCAUGAGAAAGUGUACAAUAAGAUAAAGAUUUACGUUGAUGUGCUUGUCAGAGUAUAUUUGAAAUGUACUAAUACAUUAUAGAUUUUAUUCGGGACUUGACGAGGAAACUAAUUGUUUCCGGGAUAAACACUUGAGACGGUGCUUAUGGCUUCCAACGUGAAACAAACAAGUUGGCGUGCUUUCGCGCAAUUGAUAAUUUUCGAAAAGUACUGUUUGCUUUGUGAUCGGUAUAAAUAGGUAAGCAACAAAAACAAAGAGGACAGAUGGAGGACAUAUAGACGGACAUAAACGAAAUAGACAGAGAGGAAAGUAUAGAGAGAUAGAUCAAGAAACCGAGAGACAAAGUGCAAGAGCAGCGAGUGAGUGAAUAUUGUUCACGUUCUCCGAUGCGUGUAUUAAUUUAAUUGAAUUACAUCUGUUGUACGUUACAAAGUGACUAGUUAUUCUUGUCGGUUUCGGCAUAUCUCUCAUCUAGUAGUAAGUAGACCAUCCUGUAUGAAGGAUGUAUGAAGGAUAAAGACUUUUUCACGCUCUUCAACACCUACAACAUUAAGAAACUAAUAGAACAUUUAUUCUCUCUGUCACAUAAAAUUGUGAAAUAUGAUAUAAACAAUUUAAAAAAUUUUAAAAGUUGAAAAAUAAAUACGUGGACUUUGUCCCUCUCCAGCAUCCCUUCCUUAAGAAAUACUAACUUAACCCAAUCUUUAAUUCCACUUAGCAUCUAUUCACUUAUUCAUACAACUUCUAUUGUUAAUAACUUUUUAACCAGUUCAGUGGUGGACUCGAAGUCAACGUUUUGUGCCAAAAGUGGAAAGAGCCAAUAAUUACAUAUUUUACAUGAAAGCUUACCUAUAAGGGGUUUUUUGGGUCGCUGAAUAUGAAUCCGGAGUCAAAAUUGAGAAAUUCAUAAUGGUGGAUCCAAAAUGGCGGCUUCAGGUGACUAACUUUGUAAUUCCAUAAUGGAAAUGUAUCACUCGGUAUGCUUCUUUGGUCACAGAUAACGGAUUGGUUCAAGAUAUUCAAACUGUAUUUCAAACGUUAUUUUAUUUUGAGUAUGCACUAAAGACUGGUAUAAUAUUUUUUGAAUCGUUCAUUAUAUACGGAACCAAGGUAAAAUUAAAAAAACAAAAAAAUUAAAACUAUAAAAAAAAUAAAAAACAAAAACAUGGAGUGUAAAAUCCUACCGUAGCCUCCCUGUGACGCACUCUGGGGUCGUGAUAAUAUUUCACCAGCUAAUAACGGAGGUAAGAUUAUCCAUAAUAAAUACCGUUAGUCACUAGAAGCCGCCAUAUUGGGUCCGCCAUUUUGAAUUUCUCAAUUUUGACUCCGGAUUCAUAUUCAGCGAUCCAAAAACCCUAAGUAUAGCAAGUUUCACGCAAAUCCGUUCACAAUUGGCAGAGUUAUUCAAGGUGCCCAUAUAUGAGUCAUUACCACUUGUGGCACUUCUUCUUUACGCCCAUAUAUGAGUCAUUACCACUGAACUGGUUAAUAAACAAUGAUCGUUAGCUAAAACCUUCUGGAGAGCACUCAGGAGGGUGAUCUGUAUAAUAUAUGUAACGGUCAAGGUCAUUGGCGAGGUAUCUUCUGAAUUAAAUAAUUACCAUAAUUUCUUGCCUAUAUAGUGAUUUCAUCACUAUAUAGAAUGGAGAAUAAGAAGGAACUUGAGAGAGGGAAUUAAAUUAAAUUAAUUAAAUUGAAUUAAAUUAAGGGGGUUAAUUAUAUGUAUAUUUCGUAUUUAAUUAUAUAUCUUAAUAAAUUUUGGGUAACAAACAAUUGAUUAUAGGAUUAUAAAAUUGAAUUUUUUUUUCUUUUACUGUCAUUGUUACACUUUUUAAGAAACUUACAUUUUUUAAGAAAUUAUCGCAUUUAUAUGCAUUACAGUACAUGCAUUUAUUCUACUUUCGCAGACUAUAUUCGCAAGUAUUCUGCAGUAUUCUCAGUAACGCGACAUGUAUCGCAAAAUUACACAGUCGGUUCCUUGCAGUAAAGAGAAAGCGAAAAUGCGACGACCAAGUUGAAAGAACAGACAGUACAGUGCUUAGGCAGAACAAGCUUUCCUUCGUGUGUCCUUUUCUGAUUCUCCAUGAUAAUAGAGUCAUGGUUCUAUUAUCUGCUUUUACGUUUUGAAUAUGCAAACUGCUUCAUAUUCAAUAUAUGCAAAAUACUAUUUCGAAAACUAUUUAAACAUAAGCGCGCCUUUACAAAUAGAGAUAAGUGACACAUAGAACUAAUUAAAAGAGAGAUAUACCUUAGUUUAUUUUGAAAAGAGGAAAUGUCUAUAUUGUCAAUGUAUAAUCAAGUAUUUCAUAUUGUUAUUAAGCGUACUGACUUUUGCUAAAGAUAUACUUACAGAGUUUUAUUUAUAAUGCGCGGAAAAAAGUAAUUCUAAGGAAAAAUCACUCAAUUUUUAUUUAAUAAGAAUAUAUAUUAGAUUGUUAGAGGUAUUGAGAUUGUAAUAGUUAAUAAUAAAUUGACAAUCGUAAUUGCUAAUAGGCUGCUCAUUUACGUGUAAAGGGAGUUACUAAUCAAUAGUAUUGAUCAUUGGUAGUAUUGGGUAUUAAUGUGAAUCAACGGAACACAAUUUCUGUUAACGCGCUUAAACCGAAAUAUCGAAUAUCAAUAUUCAAUUUGAAAGAAAUAUAUUAGUCGCUAUGACAUUGUACACAUAAUAGUUAAUAUUAAUAGAAUAUCUAUUACUGUGCGCGCGAUAUAUUGUAUUAUAUAUAAUUUGGUCACGAUUUACAAUUUCCUUUAGUAAAAGAUAUAUAAUAUUAUAUAAUAUUUGCGUACAUUAAAUACGGCCAGCAUCAAUAUACGAUAAUAUCUUCGACACACAUCUGCAUCAAUUAAAUAUCAAGAAUUAAACGUCGUCAUAAGUUUGAAUAAAGUCUGAUGUGGAGAAAUUAUAAAACAAGAAAAGAUAUUAUUUUCAGAGAGUCCAUCAAAGAUAACAAAAACGUAAUAAAGAUUCGUGUGCUUGUGCAUAUUCGUGUGCUUGCUAAUUAAAGAUAAAUAUUAGACUGGAUAAUUCUGUAGAUAAUGUUUGCAAUUUUUAUACACCCCAUCAAGAAUUUAAAGGGGAGACGCGAUGAAUAUUAAAAAAGCGAUAUUUUUUAAUUAACCAUCAUGAGAAACGUAUUGAAUUUAUUCACAAAUUGGACAAACCACAGUAGAGGAACCACAGUGAGGUAACAUAAAACGUAAAAUAUAAAACGUAAAAUAUAAUUGUAAUACCUCGUCUAAUUAUCGCGACGUAUCCGCACGUGCUACUUUAACGGGCCAUGCGGGAUACCGUGUUCGUGAUUAGCAUGCAUAUUACAUUCGGAAAGGUUGCCCGUUGAUUUUAACCGGCACUUCAAACAAUAACGUCAGCGAAAUUCCAGUCUGCGUGUCGGCCAGAGGUAAGGUAACUCGCUGGAAAAAAACAGCAAAUUCAAAUGCGAAUUACGUUUUUCCGAGUGUACGCCCUUGUUGUUUUUUGCCCUUUGCAUGUUGUUAAAAAUCGCGGUUGACAAGUUCGCGCACGGCGGAUUUCGAUCAUCCCUCUUGCAAUCGCCAGGUGACAAAUAGGCGAUCGAGUGGCGGGAGCACGUUCGAAUGACGAUGAUAGUUGAAGCACAAUUAAUGGCGAGUCCUUGCGGAUGAUAUUUGUACGUACACGUGCGCGAACGCGAAUUGCACCCGAAAAAAAUAUAUGGUGGCGGAAUGCGGAUCUCCCCGCGCGUUUGUGACGUACGAGCUUGCGCGGUAUUGCGUACGAGAAAAAUAUUGUCACCGCGUUUAACUUACGGACAUUUCCGUCGCUUAAUUUCCGACAACGUUGACGUACCAUUUGCACAAUCCGCUUCAGUAUUAACGUUUAACUGUCAGAUUUGACGUGUGCGAUUUUAUCCCGUUUAUUGUUUUAUUUAAGCGCCGUACACCGUAAAUACAUUAUGGUGUAUUGUCACGUUGUUUCACGUUUCCAUUAGUAAUGAUAAAAGUCAUGCGGAAUAUGUCGCGUUUAGUGGUCACACGAGUAAUUAUUGCACAACAAUAGUUUGAGGUUCUUUUAAUACCAUCCAUAGCCAAUGUGAGCAUUUAUUCUCUUCAAAAAUAGAUUUAAUAAUUUCAUGUACUAAGUUCUGCUGAAAAUUGAAAAGGACUGUCACAUGACUACAAUAUAUUUCACUUCUUUCAUCGUCCUGUCUUAUACUUGUCGUAUUCAAUUUAUUAGCGUUUAUAUCGAUUGUCGCAAUUCCAAGAAUAUAGAGAAAUCAAGUUUCGAUCAUUUUAUUUAUUUGACCGAAUCAUUGCUGUAUAUUGUGCUUGCAAUGAGAAACUGGAUGUAAGAGCUACUCGUCGUGUACGAUAACGCUGCUUGAAUUCUACAUUAUUAUGGAGAAAACGGACGUACGUAGUACAUGUACCGUGCUCUCGCGUUCGGUAUGUGUGACACGGAUAGACGAGAGAGAGAGAGAGCAUGUUGACCUGCAAAGAGUGCACGUCCAACUCACGUUUAAGACAGAUAACAAAGAAUACCAGUAGUAGCUCGACGUGAAAUUAACAUAGCACAUACCGAACGCGAAAACAAAAAAAAUAAAAAGCUGUUCAAGUUAGAAAUCUUUCUUAUUAUUUCUGUGCCAGGACGGAGAAAUAAUUCCUGAAGAUCGAUAAUGCCGUACGAUAUCAUUUUGUGCGGAAAUUCAAUUUCGUUGACAAUCAGCAGUAAGGAAUUGUAGAAAAAUAAGGGAAUUAUGCUGUUGAUUAGUAAUUAUGCACUUAUUGUGUUUUAUUAUGGUUAUAUUGAUUAUUGAAAAAAACACGAAAAUACCAGACAACAGAAUGCAAGUGUUCUGCAUAAAGAACGUAUCACACUAGCGGCUCGCGGCUGAGACCACGAUUGCGUUUGCGACUACGUCUGCGAUUGCGAUUUCACAUUUGUUAUUGACAAUUGCAGGUGUCACUUAUAUACAGUAUCAUUUUUGAACUGUCUGAUUUUAUACAAUUUAAAAUAGAAAUAGAUUCCCAAACCACUUCUUUACACAAAAUGGACAGAAAUUUCCAACGAUUGAGAAAUUGAAAAAAAAUGUGUGCGUUUUUUAUGUUUGUUAUUUUAAAACAUUACUACGAGACUCUUCCACGCAGGAAGAUAUGGAUAAAACCGUGGGUUGCAAGAAGAAAAGAAAAAGGGUGUCAUCAUAACCUUUUUUUAGAAUUACAGUUGAAGGAUCCAAAUAAAUUUCGAAGAUGUCUUCGAAUGAAUACAAAUAUAUUUGAGAAUCUUGUUACUAAGAUAACACCUUUAAUUCGGAGGCGUGAUACACAUCUCAGACAAAGCAUUUCACCUGCUGAGAGACUAUCAGUGACACUGCGUCACUUAGCAACAGGUUUCCUCCAGCUAUCUAUUUAAAUAUUGUCUGAAUUGAAAGAUUUU
Ooceraea biroi (clonal raider ant) is the source of this 7600-nucleotide messenger RNA. RefSeq lists its product as uncharacterized. Lineage: Eukaryota; Metazoa; Arthropoda; Insecta; Hymenoptera; Formicidae. The record is from RefSeq and is a predicted model, not a curated record.